CUCCACUCUCCUCCACUGUUCCACUCUCCCACUGGCAUCGUCCCUCUUCCUCGAUUUCUUGGCUUCUCGGUUGAUUGUCUUCGACUUCGUUGUAAUGACCCCACCACAUCCGCUGCUGUCUUGGUUGUUUACUGCCCCGGUUAAUUUCAUUAAGUCCGAUCAUAAAAGGCCUCGUAUCCUCCGUUUGCAACAAUGAGACCAGGCUCAGCUUCCUUCAGACAGCCGGCAACAUGGUGGCCUUCUCAGCUCUUUCGGGCGUCGGCGCUCUUUCUUUACUGCUCUCCCUCGUUCACCAUGCACAUGGAGUUUCAUUGAAGGUUUCCACCCAGGGUGGCAACUCAUCCAGUCCCAUUCUAUAUGGUUUUAUGUUUGAGGAUAUCAAUCACUCAGGAGACGGAGGAAUUUACGGGCAAUUGCUGCAGAACCCUGGCCUUCAGGGAACGACACCCAACCUGACUGCUUGGGCGGCUGUCGGUGAUGCUACCAUCGCGAUUGAUGGUGACAGUCCAUUGACUUCUGCCAUUCCCAGCACUAUAAAGCUGGAUGUUGCGGAUGAUGCUACCGGUGCGGUGGGUCUCUCUAAUGAGGGAUAUUGGGGCAUCCCAGUCGACGGCAGCGAAUUCCAGAGUUCCUUCUGGAUAAAGGGAGAUUACUCGGGCGACAUCACCGUCCGACUGGUUGGAAACUACACCGGCACGGAGUACGGCUCUGCCACUAUCACCCAUACGUCCACAGCAGACAACUUCACCCAAGCCUCCGUUAAGUUCCCCACCACCAAGGCUCCAGAUGGCAACGUCUUGUACGAGCUUACAGUUGAUGGAAGCGUGGCUGCUGGUUCGUCUUUGAACUUCGGUUACCUGACGCUUUUUGGCGAGACUUAUAAAUCAAGGGAAAAUGGCCUGAAGCCCCAGCUUGCCAAUGUGCUGGCUGAUAUGAAAGGAUCUUUCCUGAGAUUUCCCGGCGGCAACAACCUUGAGGGAAACAGCGCAGAAAACCGCUGGAAGUGGAACGAGACAAUCGGCGAUCUCUGGGAUCGUCCCGGCCGUGAAGGCACUUGGACUUACUAUAACACCGAUGGUCUUGGCCUCCACGAAUACUUUUACUGGUGUGAGGAUUUGGGACUCGUGCCGGUGCUCGGUGUCUGGGAUGGGUUCGCUCUGGAGUCGGGUGGCAACACCCCAAUCACAGGCGACGCACUGACCCCUUAUAUCGAUGAUGUUCUAAACGAACUUGAAUACAUCUUGGGUGAUACGAGCACGACCUACGGAGCAUGGCGCGCUGCCAAUGGACAAGAGGAGCCGUGGAACCUUACCAUGGUCGAGAUUGGAAAUGAAGAUAUGCUGGGAGGCGGAUGCGAGUCCUACGCCGAACGUUUCACUGCCUUCUAUGAUGCGAUCCAUGCGGCUUAUCCGGACCUCAUCCUUAUUGCUAGCACCAGCGAGGCGGAUUGCUUGCCCGAGUCGAUGCCCGAGGGUAGCUGGGUCGACUACCACGACUACAGCACACCCGAUGGGCUGGUGGGCCAGUUCAACUAUUUCGACAACCUGGACCGCUCUGUGCCAUACUUCAUCGGCGAGUAUUCGCGCUGGGAGAUCGACUGGCCCAACAUGAAGGGGUCGGUUUCCGAGGCCGUAUUCAUGAUCGGGUUCGAGAGGAACAGCGAUGUGGUCAAGAUGGCGGCGUAUGCGCCAUUGCUCCAGCUGGUGAACUCGACUCAGUGGACGCCGGACCUGAUCGGAUACACGCAGUCACCUGGUGACAUUUUCCUUUCGACCAGCUACUACGUGCAGGAAAUGUUCUCGCGUAACCGGGGUGAUACAAUCAAGGAGGUGACCUCUGACAGCGACUUUGGACCGUUGUACUGGGUUGCGUCGAGCGCCGGCGACUCGUACUACGUGAAGCUGGCCAACUACGGCUCGGAGACGCAGGACCUGAGCGUGAGCAUCCCAGGAACGAGCACGGGCAAGUUGACGGUGCUGGCGGACAAUGACCCCGACGCGUACAACUCCGACACCCAGACGCUGGUCACGCCGAGCGAAUCGACGGUGCAGGCGAGCAAUGGUACAUUUACCUUUAGUUUGCCGGCAUGGGCGGUGGCUGUCCUGGCUGCGAACUAG
Molecule: messenger RNA, 2117 nt
Organism: Aspergillus costaricaensis CBS 115574
Lineage: Eukaryota; Fungi; Ascomycota; Eurotiomycetes; Eurotiales; Aspergillaceae
Product: alpha-l-arabinofuranosidase a precursor abfA
Exons: 8
Coding region: 231-2117 (628 amino acids)
Biological process (GO): L-arabinose metabolic process
Molecular function (GO): alpha-L-arabinofuranosidase activity
Source: RefSeq, a predicted model, not a curated record